Scheffersomyces stipitis CBS 6054 is the source of this 219-nucleotide messenger RNA. It is a transcript of the gene DAD4, whose product is annotated as Dad4p. Gene Ontology annotation, biological process: attachment of spindle microtubules to kinetochore. NCBI's taxonomy places the organism in Eukaryota, Fungi, Ascomycota, Pichiomycetes, Serinales, Debaryomycetaceae. The coding region runs from base 1 to 219 and encodes 72 amino acids. The transcript is spliced from 2 exons. The record is from RefSeq and is a predicted model, not a curated record. Gene Ontology annotation, cellular component: mitotic spindle; DASH complex.
AUGGAAAAUCCUCAUGAACAGGCUCAGAAUGCCUUACUCUCCAGAAUCAUCAACAACAUGGAGAACUUGAAUGAAUCAGUAGUCACAAUCAACAAGUGUUUGCAGGAAGUCAACAGAAACAACUUGGAUACCGAAAUCUUGUCCCAGAUGUGGGAAAGUUAUCUUCGUAACGCCGAGUUCAACUUAGAGGCCACGGGCCAGAAAAAGGAACCCUUGUAG